Molecule: messenger RNA, 2332 nt
Organism: Exaiptasia diaphana
Lineage: Eukaryota; Metazoa; Cnidaria; Anthozoa; Actiniaria; Aiptasiidae
Product: integral membrane protein GPR137B
Exons: 8
Coding region: 198-1508 (436 amino acids)
Biological process (GO): positive regulation of TORC1 signaling
Cellular component (GO): lysosomal membrane
Source: RefSeq, a predicted model, not a curated record
CUUUUGACAUUUGCCAAAAUCGAAAUCAACGAUAAACAUGUCUGACUGGAGUAUUUCCUUGUCACAAUCUGAUUCGCAAAUAUUUCCAGCUUAAAGUCUAUAUUUGUGCAUGUGUCUAUGGAAGGAGGUGGUGCUUUGCACGAAACUCUGAUGUCGUUUGUGGAUGAAUUGAUAUGAUUGUUCCCUGUUGAUGAAAAAUGGCGCGCUCGGACUCGAAUGGGACGACCAAAAACAUUCUCCCUUUUUCACGUGUUAUUACAGAAGGGACAACUAUUCCUUCGUCAGUUCAGCCUCCAUUACCUUUCAAUGUCCACCUUGGUUUUGCAGUGGUGUUCAUCGCAAUCUAUGCAUUGUUAUUCUUCUUCAUCAUCUCACAGCUUACGCUCAUWCUCUACUACAGACAUCGAAGACUUUCCUACCAAAGUUUCUUUCUCUUUACGUGUUUGUUCUGGGCAGGAGCGAGAACUUCACURUUUUCGUUUUACUUUCACGAUUGCAUGACAGUUAACAAUUUGCCAGCWUUUCCGAGAUGGCUUCUAUUCGCUUUGCCAAUUUACUUGCAGUUUUUGAUGCUGACGUUGUUGACAUUAUAUUUGGUGAAGUUUUUAGUCAAGUCUGGAAGGACUUCCUUAGAACCAGCAAGAUACAAGAGAACACCUAAUGUGAUAUUCACUAUUUCAAAUCUGAUAUUCCUGGUUAUAAAUGUCAUCAGCUCUGUAUUUUGUCCCGACCAAAGUGCUUCUCGUGGACUAGUCAUUACAAGAGUGAUUGUCAAUGAAUUUUUGUUCAUUUUUGCUGGAAUUCUUCUUUGUCUGUCUAUGAGGAAGAUCACCAAAACGUCUAAUUCAAGUUUUUUCUUGGAAGGACAGAGUACAACAGUGUGCCAGGCUACAAGUAUUUGCCUCAUAGUUGUGUUUCUUUAUAUAUCCCGAGCUGUUUACAACAUGAUUGCUAUUACAGUACCACACGAUUUGUCAACAUUUGGAUUUGGGUGGAUUAAUAUCUCAGAUGAGGGAGAGAUAAACAAUCAUGACAGAAUACAGAACAAUGUCAGAGCAUUAACAUUUGUUGCAUUUGGAGUGGUUUUGAUUUUAUGGGAGGUCUUUCCAACUUUCAUGAUAAUUUGGUUUUUCCGAGUUCGUCGGCCAAAGGAUGUGUCAGCCAAUGUGUUGCAGGGACCAAGCGUUAUUGCAAAUUCGAAUAGUUUCGAUAAAAGGUCAUAUUUCUUUGAUAAUCCACAUCGUUAUGAUUCAGAUGAAGACAUCCAAACCAAUGCCCACAAUAAAAGUAAUUAUGAUAUUCCUGGAAUUCUGAGCCCUUCGGCCACUGGUGCACAUUCUAUUAAUACAACGCGAUCAUAUGGAUCAAUAGCAGGCUUGAAGAGUGGAAGCUUCAAUCGCAGUAGCAGUAGCUAUCCCAUACCAGGAACAACACCACCAAUGUUAUUUAAUGGACGUCAAAGUGGCUAUCAGAGAAGUCACUUGGAAACUGUUAAAGACCAUGAUUGAAUAUACAUAUUUUGAUACAUAAAUUGAUAGUGCCAAUUACAGAURAACAUCCUCCUAAACCCAAGAGAAGGAGGAUUACUCUUGGGUUUCUGAGGGUAUCAUUUAAUAUAAGAAGUAUAACAACGGUUUUAGGUUGAUCUAAUCAACAUAUAGAAGUCCUAACUAUAAUUUAUCAACUAAAGAUUUUGUGCAGUGCAAUUGAGAGGUUCAUGUACUAAUUAUAGAGUGGUUCCCAUACCCUGAAAAUGGUUAGAGGGGACCCCUGGAUCUCUAACAGGAGAGCCUACAUAGCACUCAGUUGAUGUAAUGUAUUCAUAAAGAUAAUUAUAAUGCAAAACACAUAAUAYAUUUUAUGAAUACAUUACAACAACUGCGUGCUACGUACUAGGCUCUURCAAUCUCUACCAUUGACCAGGCUACUCAAACUAGCUAUGAACUUUCCUAAAGUGCUUAAGGAGUGAUUUUGAACUGGAUACAUUAUAACAGUGCAAUCUUCUGUUAAGUGCAGUGAUACUCAACCUGGUACAUAUAUUAUGAACAGUCUUGUUAUAGGUGCUCAUAUAUAAACGGUUGUCCUUGUAAGACUGUUGCUCCACAGGAUAAUGACUCCAAUGUAUCAAAAUAGUCAUUGAGUAUAAGUUUUGUACCAAUAGCAAAGAUAUACAUUAUCGUGCAUUACAUUUAAGAAAAUUUAUAGUAGAAAGUCUUGUACAUCUUCAUGUCUGGAAAUAUUCUUAUCAAUCUGGUUAAUAUAUACUAUAAAAAUACAAAAAAUUCUAGGAUAAAAAGAAAAUACAUUUUUAUUUUAGUGAUAGAAUUAUUAU